ACAAGUUGUCUAAGCGUUCCAUAAAUAAAGUUUAAACGCUUUAGAAGUUGCAAAAGCCCCAAAUUUGAAAAUCACGGAUCACAUACGCGUCGAAAAGUAAUUCAAAGUGAAAUUUAAUUUCGUUUGUGACAGUUCUUGUAAACUAGUGUUUGUAAAUUGCUAAAAUUUAUAAAAGCUCAGUAGCUUUUCAAAACAUUUGGGCUAAAUAAACAUACACAGUGAAUUGUUCAAGUAUAAAAUUAAAACCAGACAUCGGCGUAGUAAAAACGAAUCUUUAGCGCAAGCGUAGUGUCAGCUGCCGGCAGGCCAACGUCCGCUUCAGACCUCCAAGUUAGAACAGUCGUUUUUAUUCUGUGUUACUGGCAGUUUAGAUUUGUAUAGUUUUUUGUGGUUCAGGAUAUAUCCAUCAUGGCAUCCGGCGUAACAGUGUCAGACGCCUGCAAGACCACAUACGAAGAGAUCAAAAAGGACAAGAAACACCGCUACGUUAUCUUCUUCAUCAAGGACGAGCGGCAGAUCGAUGUGGAGGUAAUAGGGGCGCGUGAUGAAGAAUACGACGCUUUCCUUACGAACCUGCAGGCCGGCGGCGCCGGCGAGUGCCGUUACGGUCUCUACGACUUCGAGUACAUGCACCAGUGCCAGGGCACAUCAGAAUCCUCGAAGAAACAAAAGCUCUUCCUCAUGUCAUGGUGUCCCGAUACCGCCAAAGUCAAGAAGAAGAUGUUGUACUCUAGUUCUUUCGAUGCUCUUAAAAAGUCACUGGUAGGCGUACAAAAGUACAUUCAAGCGACAGAUCUGUCAGAAGCCAGUCAGGAAGCUGUAGAGGAAAAACUCCGAGCCACUGAUCGUCAGUAGCGCGCUUCAUUAAAUUUCUUUACGACUGUCUGUCUAACUCAACGCACCGACCUACCAAGGUGUAUUAUUUAUAUAAGUAUUUGAAUAUUUAAUAAAUGCUUCAUUUUUAAACUGUAUCAUGUCUUUUAUUACAAGAUUGUACUGUACUGUAAAUUUUUUUAAAAUUAUUUUCUGUAAUUUAAUAAUGCCGAAUUAAAGACAAUUUCCACCAA
Messenger RNA from Anoplophora glabripennis (Asian longhorned beetle), 1067 nucleotides. It is a transcript of the gene tsr, whose product is annotated as cofilin/actin-depolymerizing factor homolog. The record is from RefSeq and is a predicted model, not a curated record. Gene Ontology annotation, cellular component: actin cortical patch; cytoplasm; actin cytoskeleton. NCBI's taxonomy places the organism in Eukaryota, Metazoa, Arthropoda, Insecta, Coleoptera, Cerambycidae. The transcript has 3 exons. Gene Ontology annotation, biological process: actin filament severing; cell motility; actin filament fragmentation. Gene Ontology annotation, molecular function: actin filament binding. The coding region runs from base 409 to 855 and encodes 148 amino acids.